GCUGCUGAUGGUGCCACUAUUUCAUGGAAGGAAAACUUCGACCUUAUUUAUGCAGAACUGCAUGAGAUCGGGAGGGGACGAUUCUCCAUAGUAAAGAAGUGUGUUCACAAAGCCACCCGGAAGGACGUUGCUGUGAAAUUCAUUAGUAAAAAAAUGAAAAAGAAGGAGCAGGCAGCGCAUGAAGCAGCCCUGUUACAGCACCUACAGCAUCCCCAGUACAUCACUAUCCACGACACCUACGAGUCUCCUACUUCGUACAUCUUAGUUUUGGAACUGAUGGACGAUGGUCGUCUCUUGGAGUAUCUGAUGAACCACGAUGAACUCAUGGAGGAGAAAGUAGCUUUCUACAUCAGAGACACGAUGGAAGCCUUGCAGUAUCUGCACAACUGCCGAGUGGCCCAUUUAGACAUCAAGCCGGAAAAUCUGCUCAUUGACCUAAGAAUCCCAGUUCCUCGUGUCAAGCUCAUAGAUUUGGAAGAUGCGGUGCAAAUCACAGGUCACUACCAUGUCCACCAUCUCCUCGGAAAUCCGGAGUUUGCAGCUCCAGAAGUUAUCCAAGGCCUUCCUGUCUCCCUGAGCACGGACAUCUGGAGCAUUGGGGUCCUCACCUAUGUCAUGCUAAGCGGUGUCUCUCCGUUGUACGUGGAUCUGCGCGUGAUCGUCUCGCACCCGCUGCUGCUCACGCAGGUGGCAGAUCUGCUGUUCCAGACCGCGCAGGAUGCAGGUCUCGAGUUCGGCUCCGUGUGCGGGGUCCCCUACACGGCGCUGCCCUUGGCCACCAUCAUCUGCUCAAAGCAUCAGAUUCCCAUGCUCGUACGGCGGAAGGAGGCGAAAGACUACGGUACGAAGCGGCUGGUGGAGGGCACCAUUAAUCCAGGAGAAACCUGCUUGAUCAUUGAGGACGUGGUGACGAGUGGAUCUAGCGUGCUGGAAACUGUAGAGGUCCUUCAGAAAGAAGGGAUCAAAGUCACUGAUGCCGUCGUGCUGUUGGACAGGGAGCAGGGCGGGAAGGCCAGGCUGGAAGAACGUGGAAUUCGCUUGCACUCCGUGUGCACGUUGUCCGGGGUGCUGGAGACUCUCCAGCAGCAGGGGGAAGUGGAUGCCCACACGGUUGAAAAGGUGAAGAAGUUCAUUCAGGAGAGCGUGUUUGAGGCAGCCCCUCGGAACGGUCCUGCCGCCGUGACGAGAACGUGUGAGGAGCUGAGCUUCAGCGCCCGGGCCGCGCUCCCCGGGGUGCAUCCCGUCGCCGCCAGGCUGCUCGCGCUCAUGGAGAAGAAGCAGAGCAACCUGUGCCUCUCCGCCGAUGUCACCGACUGCAGGGAGCUGCUGCAGGUGGCUGCCAGCCUGGGCCCCAGCAUCUGCAUCCUGAAGACCCAUAUCGACAUCCUCAGUGACUUUAGCCCAGAGGUAGUGAAGGAGCUGCGAGCGCUUGCAGACCAGCAUGAAUUCCUGAUCUUCGAAGACAGGAAAUUUGCAGACAUUGGAAACACAGUGAAACAUCAAUAUGAAGGUGGUGUUUUCAGAAUAGCUUCUUGGUCAGAUAUGGUUAAUGCUCACGUGGUUCCGGGCUCCGGAGUGGUGAAAGGCCUGAGGGAAGUGGGUCUCCCUUUACAGCGAGGCUGCCUCCUCAUUGCCGAGAUGAGUUCCCAGGGGUCACUCGCCACGGGCGACUACACAAAAGCUGCAGUGCAGAUGGCUGAAGAAAACUCAGAUUUUGUUUUUGGAUUCAUUUCUGGAUCAAGAGUUAGUAAAAGACCAGAAUUUCUUCACUUAACUCCAGGGGUGCAGAUGCAAGCUGGAGGUGAUGACCUCGGACAGAAGUACCUAAGUCCAAAAGAAGUUAUCAGUGAAAAAGGGUCAGACAUCAUCAUUGUGGGACGUGGCAUCUUGUCUGCCUCAGACCGCCUCCGAGAAGCAGAGAAGUACAGGAAGGUGGCAUGGGAGAGUUACUUGAGCAGGCUUGGUGUUCAUGUGUAAGACUGGAUUAAGUUCACUUUUUUUCCAGUGAAUAAGCAAAGCUCAUGCAGCAGUCAACAUGGAGCUGAAGUCAUCAUGAGACUUUUUUCCAAUUAAAUACAUAAACACGUGAUGUUGUCAGUGGAA
Messenger RNA from Tinamus guttatus (white-throated tinamou), 2103 nucleotides. It is a transcript of the gene UMPS, whose product is annotated as uridine monophosphate synthetase. The record is from RefSeq and is a predicted model, not a curated record. Gene Ontology annotation, molecular function: orotate phosphoribosyltransferase activity; orotidine-5'-phosphate decarboxylase activity. Gene Ontology annotation, biological process: 'de novo' pyrimidine nucleobase biosynthetic process; 'de novo' UMP biosynthetic process. Lineage: Eukaryota; Metazoa; Chordata; Aves; Tinamiformes; Tinamidae.